Messenger RNA from Fragaria vesca subsp. vesca, 1707 nucleotides. Its product is annotated as glycerol-3-phosphate acyltransferase 5-like. Bases 23 to 1564 code for a protein of 513 amino acids. NCBI's taxonomy places the organism in Eukaryota, Viridiplantae, Streptophyta, Magnoliopsida, Rosales, Rosaceae. The record is from RefSeq and is a predicted model, not a curated record. Gene Ontology annotation, molecular function: glycerol-3-phosphate 2-O-acyltransferase activity; phosphatase activity. The transcript is spliced from 2 exons. Gene Ontology annotation, cellular component: membrane. Gene Ontology annotation, biological process: cutin biosynthetic process.
AAACUGGGAAAAUAGAAAACCCAUGCAAGAAAAGUUACACAUGCAGAUGGAGAUGGAUCAGUCUUCGGUUGUUUCAGAGCUAGAAGGGACACUCCUCAAGGACCCCGAUCCCUUCUCCUACUUCAUGUUGGUUGCAUUCGAGGCGUCGGGGUUGCUCCGGUUCGCCUUGCUGCUAGUUAUGUGGCCGGUGAUUAAGUUUCUCGAGAUGAUAGGUAGGGAGGAGGCGGGGCUGAAGCUAAUGAUAUUUGUUGCGGUUGCUGGAGUUCGCGAAUCGGAGAUCAAAUCAGUGGCGCGAGCUGUGCUGCCGAAGUUUUGCGUGGAGGAUGUCGAUAUGGAGGCGUGGAAGGUGUUCAGUUCUCGUGAUCAGCGGGUUGUAGUGACGAAGAUGCCGAGGAUAAUGGUGGAGAGGUUUGUGAAGGAGCACUUGCGUGCUGAUGAAGUUGUUGGCUGUGAGCUGGUUGUGAACCGGUUUGGGUUAGCCACAGGUUUCGUUAAGGGUGAAAUUGGAUCCAGUCAUUUCUGUGACAGGGUAGGCAAGCUGGUUGCAGAGAAAUUAACACAACCUACAUUAGGGUUGGGAAGACCUACCUCAUCAAGUUCUUCGUUUUUAUCACUAUGCAAGGAACAAAUGCACCCUCCAUUCAUGAUGACCAACCAAAAGGACGAACAACAGCUCCUCCGCCCUCUCCCGGUGAUCUUCCACGACGGCCGACUAGUGAAGCGCCCGACGCCAUCCACCGCUCUCUUAAUCCUCCUCUGGAUGCCCCUAGGCAUCUUACUAGCCUUCAUCCGCAUAACAGUGGGCUUGAUGUUGCCAAUGUGGGCUAAACCCGCGAUGUCCCGGUUACUUGGCGGCAAAGUCAUCGUUAAAGGCAAACCCCCACCCCCACCAGCAGUCCCCGGAAACAACAACUCCGGCGUACUAUUUGUCUGCACUCACCGAACCCUAAUGGACCCCGUCGUAUUGUCCACCGUACUCGGCCGUAAAAUCCCAGCCGUCACAUACUCCGUCUCUCGAUUCUCCGAGAUCCUAUCCCCGAUCCCCACAAUCCGAUUAACCCGAAUCCGACACGUCGACGCCGAGAAAAUCAAGCGUGAACUGACUAAAGGAGACCUAGUGGUCUGCCCCGAAGGAACGACGUGUCGUGAGCCUUUCCUCUUGAGAUUCAGCGCACUCUUUGCCGAGCUCACAGACCGAAUAGUCCCCGUGGCCAUGAACUAUAGGGUAGGGUUCUUUCAUGCAACCACCGCCAAGGGUUGCAAAGCUUUGGAUCCCAUUUUCUUCUUCAUGAACCCUAGACCGGUAUAUGAGGUCACUUUCUUGAACCAGUUGCCGAUGGAAGCUACGUGUUCGUCGGGGAAGAGUCCUCAUGAUGUUGCUAAUUACGUGCAGAGGAUCUUGGCUGCAACGUUAGGGUUUGAGUGCACGAACUUCACCAGAAAGGACAAGUACACAGUGCUCGCCGGGAACGAUGGAACCGUCAAAUAUACUUCUUUGGUCGACGGAGUUAAGAAAGUGGUGAAGACCUUUAUGCCGUUUAACACAAAGACGAGGAAGGAAUAAUGAUUCGUCGUUUGGUUUAGUGUUGGGUCUGUGAAUUUUUCUUUUUUUGAGGGAUAUUUAUUCUUUUCUGCUGUGUAGAAAUAAAGUACCAGUGUAAUGGAUGAUGGUUGAUAUGGUUUUAUUUGUAGGAAAACCUUGUUUGU